Molecule: messenger RNA, 1095 nt
Organism: Symbiodinium sp. CCMP2592
Lineage: Eukaryota; Dinophyceae; Suessiales; Symbiodiniaceae
Source: the annotation of a GenBank genome assembly
AUGGUCCUUCCUGCGAGCACAGACAGUGCUAGAGUUCAGGUGCUGCCCCUGCGCUACCUGCCUGUGGGCCAGAGCAUGCCUUGCCCUAUUUCGUGGACAAAUUCACACAAAUGGCUUGGCAUCUCUUGGAAUGACAAUGCUGAUUUUGCCUUCCACGCUCGCAGGGCGUGUGGCAUGUGCAGCGGCACUGUGCAAGCUCUGUGUGGCCUGCUACGUUCCGGGCACAUCCCUCUUGCCGUUGCGUGCAUCAUUUUCGACACGAAGGUAGAAGCUGCCCUCAGGUUUGGCCGCUGGCUCUGGGGCACCCAAAGCGAAGCAGUCGCUGUGCUCUCUGAUGCAUACGCGUCUUGGGCACGGCUACUGCUGGGCACAAGCCGCUGGAGGUCCGCAGAAGUCUGCAGGGCAGAAUUGGGCUGGAAGCUGUGCACACAUGGUAAAGUUGUCAUCGAGGUCGCUUCCGUUAGGCACUCGUUGUGGUUGCAGAAUCAAGACACUCUUGCAGGGGCGUGUUUCUCAGCUGCUCAUUUGCUUGAGUCCAUUAAUUGGGCAAAGACCUCCCUCAUACUUUUGGAGGAAUGGACAGUCUUAGACUGGCCGGUGUGGUCCACUUGCAGACGCAGCCAUGGCACGUACUCGGCGUAUGUGAAAGAUGUGGUUUUCCAGGUAUCUCUGGCCAGGUGGAAGAUGCAGGUGGCGAAACACGUGGUGCCUCUCAGGUACCUUUCUGUCGCUCAAGAGCCAUCUUCUCAGGUACAGGAUGCUUUCCGCCUGCAGCUCCCUUGGGGGACCCUGGUGGGGCACCGAGACCUGCUGCUCUUGCGUUGCGGCUUCAUCAUGCUAGGACACCUUGAUUUCAAGCCAUCCAGAGCGUCCGUUCGCCACUGCAUCUUCUGCAACAAGAGGUACACCAGCAUCUAUGCACAUGUGAUCGGCAGAUGUGAGCAAGUUCCGGCACGAAGGCCUUGCAGCAACCUUGAAGAUCUUGCUGUACUGCCCAGUGACCCGCGGUUCGCGGACAUCGUGGCUUUCGCAAGGGCCGUAUGCGAAGGUGCGCGCCAAUUCUGGCGACGGCACGGGCAUCCUGCAGAGGCAUGA